GCCAGUAAGCCGAGUGAUUUGUUCGUUUGCCAUUGAUAUGCGCUGCUCAAUGCAUCUCUUUGGGUUGCUGCUCUGCACUCUGUUGCUGAUUGGCGAGUUGCAUGCCGCACCAGUUGGCGAGCAUCCGGAUCAUGCUGGUUGCAUACGUGUUACGAUCAUCAAACGUCCAUUGACCACUACGACAACAACAACAACAACAACGACGACGACAACAACAACAACAGCGGCUACAACUGUAGCAACUGUGGCGCCUGGCUAGGAACUUCUUAUACCAAUAAUUCACACACACAUUUGAUUUUUGUUAAUGAUGAUCACAUGAAGUAUACGUGCGAUACAACAGCACACAUAAAAACAUAAGCCUAAUGCUCAUUCUGUUGUAGUUUGUACUUUUUGGUAUAUAUAUAUACGAAAUAUUGCCAUUGGUAUAUAUGAGUUAUUGUUGGUUUAUAAAUUUGGUAUAUUUUAAGAAUCAAACUCCACGGUGUAUGCAUUUAUUGAACUUUUUUUAAUUGAAGCAGUAGAGCAAUAAAAUACCAUAACAAAACAUUU
Drosophila albomicans is the source of this 549-nucleotide messenger RNA. RefSeq lists its product as uncharacterized. NCBI's taxonomy places the organism in Eukaryota, Metazoa, Arthropoda, Insecta, Diptera, Drosophilidae. The transcript has a single exon. The coding region runs from base 38 to 259 and encodes 73 amino acids. The record is from RefSeq and is a predicted model, not a curated record.